AUGGGUUACGACAAGGUUCCGACCGAGGUCGACGAGGCUCGGACUCCUUGCCUCGAUGCUAGCGGCAUGCUGGACAAUCUCAACUACGGUGCUUGCGACCAGUGCGGCUGCACUGCUGAUCCGACUCACAUUCUGGUUCCCAUCAACAUGGAGCCGAUGGUCAUCACCUCCAAGUCUCGUGACAACGGCUGGGGCUUGCUCUGCAAGUAUGUCAUUGUCCACACUGCUCUCUGGCUCUUUGGCCUGUUGAUGUUCUUCUUCGGCAUCUACGUCAUUCUGUACAUGUCUGUCAUCCCUGGUGCUUCUGCUGAGAUGAUUCCCGCUGAAAACGAUGUUGGUCCUAUCAUUGAGCGUGAUCUCAUUGUCGGUUCUUCUGGUUUUUUCAUGGAAACUCCGCUCUGUACUCUGGUCGCUACCACAUCUACUCUACCUACCCCGUCAGAUGCCAGCACUGUCGUUACCGCUGCUGAUGCCGAGACCGCGACUGUUUCUGAGGGACCCAUCAUCACCCCAAUCUUCACCGAUGAGACCACCUGCUCCCCGGUGACCAUCACUGUGACUGUCACCACUGCUUUCAGCGCCGAUGCAGUGUAUAACAGCGCCCUUGUGUCGAGCACCUCUGCUGUCGAUGCCAUUUCUGCCCAGGCUGCCACUGAGGCCCUCACCUCACUGACCAUGGACUUUGUGACCACUGUCACAACCACCUCGACUUCGACCCGCGUCAUCACGGUCACUAACUACACCGCCACCACCUAUGUGACUGUCACCUCUGUUCCGGUCAAUGCGACCACCUCCAGCAUCAUCUUUGCCACUGCCCAUUCCCCUAGCACCUUCGGCACUGACACUGCCUACUAUGGCACCGGCGGCACCGCAGCCUCGGCCACAGGCUACAUCGGCCCAACCAUCGGCAAUGGCACUUUCACAUACAGCAUCCCUCCCACUGCAGCGGCUUCUUCGGCCGACGCGGUUUCCGCAUCCCACAGCAUCGUCGCAACCUCGGACGGUGGCAAGGGUCUUGCUGGUACCAACACUGUUAGUGAGGUUGUCAAGCAGAUCAAGGCUGGUUAUUGCGCCGUCAUGCUUGCUAUUGUCACUCUCGUACUUGCCUAA
Molecule: messenger RNA, 1110 nt
Organism: Thermochaetoides thermophila DSM 1495
Lineage: Eukaryota; Fungi; Ascomycota; Sordariomycetes; Sordariales; Chaetomiaceae
Exons: 4
Coding region: 1-1110 (369 amino acids)
Source: RefSeq, a predicted model, not a curated record